Messenger RNA from Seminavis robusta, 1107 nucleotides. Lineage: Eukaryota; Bacillariophyta; Bacillariophyceae; Naviculales; Naviculaceae. The record is from the annotation of a GenBank genome assembly.
AUGAUCCUUGUUCUGUUGGUUGUACGCGAGACCUCGCUACUCUUCCUGUUUCAAGGGCAGGUCCAAUCAAUGCCAGCGACAAGGGUUUCGCAACAGGAAGAUUCUGACAAAGAGGAGAGUCCAAAACCUGGUGACGUGUUUGUUCCUGGAUCCCUUUCGCUGUCUCGGCUCGAAACGUAUCACAAGUGUUUUGUGGAUCCUUGUCAGUACCGACAUCACUAUCGCAGAGAAAUUACCUGUGAUGUCUCCGACAAGUACAACCUUACCUACUACAUGAUCGGAAAGGCAGCGAGCUCUACAUGUCGAAGUAUCAUGAACGAAACUUUUCAGGCAGAUGAUAUGGGCUGUUUGCCCGAGGAAGAGACAGCUGUCAAUGACAAAAUGUUCCGCUUCACCUUUGUGCGGGAUCCAUAUUCGAGGUUUCUAUCCGCUUAUCGUCAAGCGUUUCUAAUUUCGUUCAAGCGUGGACGGAAAACUCCAGUGCCAGAGAAAUAUUACCCAUCCUUCAAGGAACCAUUUGAAAACAUGACCAUGGCAGACUAUUUGCACCUUUUUGAGAGAGCCAGAGGUAAAGAAAAGAUGAAAUCCGCCAUGCAAAACUUUAUACUGGCAUACGAUGCCGAGUUCCCGUUCGACGGACACUUGAGACUGCAGGUUCCUCGCCUGGCUGCAAUCGAAACUGGACGAACCCGACGGCUAGAAGGGAUAUUUGAUACCAAAGACAUCGAUGAGCAAUUUGCACAGAUUGCGUCCAUGGUCGACGCGCCUCCUCCACCCAGAUCUCUCAAAGUCCACGUCCGGGACAAGGAGGUCCAGAUUGAUGCCACAGACCUGACUCGAAGACUGAGACGAAAGAUUUGCCAACUUUCUGCCAUAGACUACUGUUGCUUGAACUAUGAGCUGCCAGAAGCGUGCAAAGGCGCUGUUCAGUGUCAGUGGAAAGCCGCACCUGAGAAUCCGGAGGAAUUGCUGAUUGAAUCCUUAUCCCAGUAUCCUCCACCAAGGGACGAAUCUUCCAAGGAGACUUGUCAAGCACAACGGAAAGAAUUCAAUCGCGCAGUUCGGAAAUUUGGGAAUACAUACCGCAUGGUAGUUGAGAGCUUGUAG